Drosophila arizonae is the source of this 626-nucleotide messenger RNA. RefSeq lists its product as uncharacterized. The record is from RefSeq and is a predicted model, not a curated record. Lineage: Eukaryota; Metazoa; Arthropoda; Insecta; Diptera; Drosophilidae.
GAAUCCUAUUUUAGACAGUAGUAAUCAGUAUCACAACACGAUAGGAACACAAAUAUGACUGAAGUCUUAAAAACGAUUUUAAGAAAAUUCAUAAAACGCAUAAUGUCAUCAUCUGAAUCUUCCGAGUCUUUCCAAACCAACCUAGAGCCGAAGAUUCUUCGCAGUAAUCGCAUCAUCAUGUCAUCCUCGGAAUCUUCCGAGUCUCCCCAGCCUGAAGUGGAGUCCAACGAGCAGCCAACGCUUCGUCGCAGUAAUCGCAUCAAGCAGAUGGAGAAGAGAAAACGUCGACUGACCGAGGAGCAACCGACUGACACGGGAAAAAUGAAACGAAUGAGGACCCUAUAUACCAGGCAAGUGUCCGAGUGUCUGUCCAACAGGCUAGAGGACCUGGAGUUGGAGCACCAGGAGAAACAGCAGGAGAUGGGUAGGUUAUUGGAGGCUGCAUCAGAGGAGCUUUUAAGGCUGCAGCAGCAAAAUGGAAAUGGACAAGGGUCCCCCCUUUGUGUCUGCACCGAAUUCAAUGGGGAACUCUUCAAGCUGUACGAUCUGCCCGAAGAUGUGGAAUUUCAUAUUCCAAAAAAGAGCAGACAUAGACAUAGAAACGGAUGACUUCCAUAUUAACAAAA